Messenger RNA from Dichomitus squalens LYAD-421 SS1, 765 nucleotides. RefSeq lists its product as uncharacterized. Lineage: Eukaryota; Fungi; Basidiomycota; Agaricomycetes; Polyporales; Polyporaceae. The record is from RefSeq and is a predicted model, not a curated record. The coding region runs from base 1 to 765 and encodes 254 amino acids. The transcript has 3 exons.
AUGUCCAACUCGAAGUGCAGUAUUUGCGCCACCGGUAUAGUACCUGCGGGCCUGGCGCGUUCUGCUCCCAUGUCGUGCGCGACUGGCGAUAUCUGCUACCUUCGAGAGUCUCUCGCAACCCCGGUGGAGUACAUCCUCCAAGCCACGGAGGUGAUACGACAGGAUCCCGUCGCAUUGCAGAGAUCGAAAGCCGCACUUCGCGACUUAAGGAGCAGGAGCAUUGGGAAAUAUCGUCCGUGCCUUCUCGUGAGGAACGCAAUCCCUGGCGCACGCCCCGCGACUGUAUUCCUCAUGGGUACGCUCCGCAGGGAACCUAUAGAGUCUCCCAGUAUCCCGAAGGUAUACCGCGAGUUCUGCAGGGCGAUAUAUCCCAACUCGGGUUUUCUCGAUUCCGCCCACUUCCACACGACACCUCCCUGGCCGCACAGUAGUCAGUGGCUAGUCAGCUAUCCGAUACCCUUGGGCGACAACAACCUUGUGACAGUACAUUGGCGCUUCAAGGAUGAGAGCACGCCUGCUCAAGUGUACGCGAUGGACAAGGCAUCGCUGGAGGCGUUGACGGUGCACAGCAGGAAAACAUUCAAAGAAUGGCAGGCUCGCUGCAACAAGGAGCCUGAAUUUGCACGCGCCGUUGAAACAGAGUGGAGGGCGCGGUCCGCGGCUCUGAGACCCAGGAGGCGGAGCAUCUCAGACAAGUAUCUGCACGGCUCAGAGUUGCUAUGUUUCUCGCCCACCAUCGCUACAUACCAUUCCCGAGCAAAGUAA